CAUUCGGUCACCUCACACAACCCCUAAAACGAAGCCGAGGGAGGCGGCUUCCCAGGAGUGACAUCGCCGGCCGGCGCUCCCGGGACCCCCUCACCUCUCUUGUCCAGGAGCCACAUGAACGCGAAGCAGGGCAUGAAGCCGAUGGGCCCCCAGAGCACGAGGAGCGCGAUGUCCCAGCUAGAGAAGCCGUAGGCCUGGCGCGCCGAGUUCUGGAUGGGGCCCCAGGUGUUCCAGACCAGGCCCUGCACGAACCCCAGCAACGAAAAGAGCAGCAGCACCAGCCAGCGGCGCCCGUACACCCUCCCGGGACUCGGGGCUGCCGCGGGCAGUACCGCCGCCGCCGCCGCCGCCGCCUCCCCCCUGCUUCUCCAAGCAGCCCCCGGCGCAGGCCCGAGCCCGGGUCCCAGCAGCGGUUGCCGCUCCUCCUCGCUGCUCCAGCUCGAGCCCAUUACGACGCGCGGCCCGCGGGGCCGCUGCCCAGCGCGGAUACUGUCAGAGAAGGUGGACGCCGAGGUUGCUUUGGUCGCCCUCGGCCUCGCGGCCGCGUUGCUGCGCCUGCGCCGCGCGAGCCGGCCCCGGUCCGGGAGGCGGGGCAGGUGCGACUGGCGAGGAGGGGGCUGGGGUGCGGGAGCCGGGCUAGCCUCUCGCCGGGUGGUGGAGAGGAAACCUCGGCGAGAGAGGGAGUGGAGCCGGUGUCCCAGAGCGGGGACCGGGAGGAAUUGGGAAGGCAGGGAGGAGCGCCGCUGAGCCCGAGGAAAAGGAAACUCCCGGAGGGGCUGUAGUACAGGAGGCUGGGCUAGGAACCCGGGAUUGCUGGGGGAAGUGUCCAAGUUUACGUCCUGUGCCUAAUAACUCGGAGAUCUCCAAUCACUUAAGCCAUAUAUUGCUUGCUUAUAUAUUGGGUUUAUUCUCAUUUCUGUUGGGUUUAUAACUUCAUAAAUUAGAGAGGGAGAUAGGAUAAGAUUUAGGCGUAGUAGGGAACCCAGAGGAUUGCCGCAUGAAAAUCAUUUGUUUUUUAUGUACAGUAAGUACAGCCUUGUUUAAUCAGCCAUUUUUUGUGUGCUUUACAUACCCAAUGAGGAAAUUAAAAACGAGUCAAUUUCAUUCAUGUAUAUAUACGAUAUAGAUCUCUUUCUACUCUUUUGCCUGUUAUUAAUAGAAAAGCAAUAAAGAUAUUUUGAUUAAAGCUGGAGGAUUUUUGCCCCCAAAUGACCUAGAUUCAUCUCCAGUUAUUAUGAUUUUGACUACACGAAGAGUAAACGGGAAGAGUGGAGGUUGUCGAUCUCUUGACCAAGCAACCGGUUAUUUUGAUACACAAAUCCAAAAGCCUGACAGCUGUCGGUUAGUGUCCUUGAAAACCUAAGUCAAGCGAUUUGGCUUGUUUUGGUCGGGAAAUGAGUCACAGGCAACUCAAUUAAAGAGCAUGUGCCUGAGGUUCACAUUGCCCGGUAGCCACGAAAACCAGGUGGAGUCAUUUUGCUGCCAGAAGGGCAAGAGAGUCGGGAAGAGAAGGGGAAGAGAAGCGUGAGCUCUCCUGGUAUCCAAGGCUAAGAGCGACUGCAGAGUAAGCAAACGCAGAGCCACUUCCCACUGCUCCGAGCCCCACAAAAAAGCAAACCAUUCCCUAAAACUCCAAUACUGUUGGGAGGAAGAAAGCGCCAAGGCGAAAAGGAAUGACUGGAGGAAAACCGAAAAAGAAGCCAGGAAAAGUCUACACCGGAAGACGAUUACUGUCUGGGGAAAAUAAAAACCACCACAACCGCGAUCACGUGCUUACAUUUCCACCACUCAAGAAUCAAAAUAAACCGCGUGGCCCCGCCCAGUUCCCGUCACGUGACUUUCACGCUCGUGCCGCUUCCGGAAGAGUCUGGUAGCAACCGCUGCGACUCUUUCCUGUGCUGCGGCUUUAGACCCCGGGUUUUGGCCUCUCUCUGAUCCGGCUCCCGCUCCACUUCACUUUUGGGUUCGGGUGGAGCCCGUGUAGUGAUCUCCAUGGCAGCAGACUCCGGGGCGAUCACUAAGGAGGACUCUGAAUCUGGAGAGGAAGAAGGUAAACAUGUCAAACCUUUUACACCAGAGAAAGCGAAAGAAAUUAUAAUGUCUUUACAACAACCUGCAGUCUUCUGUAACAUGGUUUUUGAUUGGCCAGCCCAACACUGGACUGCAAAACAUCUUUCUGAGGUCCUUCAGGGCAAGCAGAUACGAUUCAGGAUGGGAACGAAACACACAGAUACAGCUCCUCAGUUUGAAACCACAUGUAGUUACGUAGAAGCUACACUUGAAGAGUUUCUGACCUGGAACUGUGACCUAUCUAGUAUUUCUGGACCAUUUAGAGACUAUGAUCAUUCCAAAUUCUGGGCUUAUGCGGACUAUAAGUAUCUUGUCAGUUUAUUUGAAGAUAAGACAGAUAUUUUCCAGGAUGUGAUAUGGUCUGACUUUGGGUUUCCUGGAAGAAAUGGACAGGAAAGUACGUUGUGGAUCGGCUCCAUGGGGGCCCAUACACCCUGUCAUCUGGACACCUAUGGUUGCAACCUAGUAUUCCAGGUACAAGGAAGGAAAAGAUGGCAUCUCUUUCCUCCUGAAGAUACUCCUUUCCUUUAUCCAACUAGAAUCCCUUAUGAAGAAUCUAGUGUGUUCAGUAAAAUCAAUGUUGUCAAUCCUGAUUUAAAACGUUUUCCUCAGUUCUGGAAGGCUCGAAGACAUAUGGUUACCCUGAGCCCCGGACAGGUUCUGUUUGUCCCCAGACACUGGUGGCAUUAUGUGGAAUCCAUUGAUCCUGUCACUGUCAGUAUAAACUCAUGGAUUGAGCUGGAAGAGGACCACCAAGCCCGGGUAGAAGAGGCAAUCACCCGCAUGCUUGUGUGUGCCCUGAAAACUGCAGAGAAUCCACAUGAUACCAGAACUUGGUUAAACCCAACUGAGGUUGAGGAAACAUCCCAUGAAGUCAAUUGUCACUACUUAAAUGGAGCCGUUUCUGCUUUUUUUGAUCAUUAUGGAACAUCUAAGGUAGUAGAAACCCAAGCACUGAGCACAAACGGAGAGUACGUGAUAAAGGAAGAAUUAAAUGUGCACAACCACGUGGAGGUAGAACAAACUAGUAGCCACAGCUUAACCUUGGGAACAGUAAAGCAGGAAGCAGCAAGUCCCUUUGGUCCUGAUCUGGUUCCUGUGAUACCAGGUUCCCAAGAACCACCCUCAGAAAGAGGAGGCAUGUUUGAAAGUGAUGGUGAAGACUUUGUUGACAAAAAUGGAAAACACUUUGGAAAAUUGCAUUAUACCAAGAGACAACGAAUGAUGAGUGAAAGUGAGAAUGCAGUAGUGGAACAAAUUGCUUCAAAUAGUACUGUGGCCCCUUCCCAGACAUUCAUUUCUACAGAUGACUUGCUGGAUUGCUUGGUAAAUCCACAGGUAACCAGGAUAGUGGCACAACUUUUGAUUCAAAGAAGAAGUUUGCAACUCUAAUAGAAAAUGACUUUUUCAAUAAUAUUUUAAGAAUAUUUUAAAAAUAAUAUAGUUUUAAAAUAAAAGAUGAAAUGGCAAAAGGUCAAUUUGCAUAUGCUUAUAAAUGUCCUGUUCUCACCUAAUUAACAUUUUAGUCUCUUGCCACCUUCUUGCAUACACAUUGCUCUUUGGACAACCUGGCUCUUUGUUAUUGGUAGGCCUCUUUCUUCAGUGCCUUUGCCUUUCCUUACCUAUCUCAUCCGCCUAUCUCAAAUGUAAGCCCCUAGUGUUCUCACCAAGAUAUAGUCUCUCCAUCAUCAGGGGUCACCUGCUGCUUGCUUUUGAAA
Balaenoptera ricei (Rice's whale) is the source of this 3788-nucleotide messenger RNA. It is a transcript of the gene HSPBAP1, whose product is annotated as HSPB1 associated protein 1. The coding region runs from base 1993 to 3462 and encodes 489 amino acids. The record is from RefSeq and is a predicted model, not a curated record. The transcript is spliced from 8 exons. Gene Ontology annotation, molecular function: 2-oxoglutarate-dependent dioxygenase activity. NCBI's taxonomy places the organism in Eukaryota, Metazoa, Chordata, Mammalia, Artiodactyla, Balaenopteridae.